UGCGGCUAAUUCUGCAGGCACAUGGUGGGCAUAGAAGGGCAACCAUUUGUUGUCAAAAAGAAAAUAAGUGCUAGGGUUAUGCCAUGGUAUGAGCCGCGUCAAUAUAUUGAGGCAGAGUUUUGGAUAUUACCUGGACAGGGUGGGCUGAAGCUAGUAGUGCCAUCUGGUCAGUCCAGCUUGACCAGAUUGGCGAAACCGGAACAAGUGCCAUUUGCUAAUCCUUGUUAUUGGGAAUCACAUGAGGUGCAGAUCAUGCUAGGCGUGCAAGUGUUUGCAAAGUGUCUGAUUGGAUUAAUAGCCAGAAACUCAGAUAACACUACCAUGAUAGAAACGACGUUUGGUAUUGUUGUGCUUGGGCCAUACAUUGAGCCAAUGAACUAUGAGACCGGGACUGCUUUCUCCACUAUAGGUUGCAUUCGUCUUGAAGAGCUAGAUAAGAAAGUACAGCGAUUGUGGGAAAUGGAUCACGUCCGUGACUCACCCAUCCGAACAACGUAUUACCGGGAUGAUUUUGGACGCUUUGUUGUGACAAUCCCCAUAAAAAGUGCUAGUAGAUUAGGAAGCUCCCGCUCAAUUGCAUUAAAACAGUUUUUUCUAUUUGGAAAAGAGAUUAGCUAA
Messenger RNA from Rhagoletis zephyria (snowberry fruit fly), 618 nucleotides. RefSeq lists its product as uncharacterized. The record is from RefSeq and is a predicted model, not a curated record. Lineage: Eukaryota; Metazoa; Arthropoda; Insecta; Diptera; Tephritidae.